GUGUGCAAUAAGUUCUGUUCUAAUGGCAAGAUAACAAUUAGAUUCGACCGACCAUUUUUGCUGUCUGUUCCUUUUGUUCUAGGUGUCUUAUGUUCAGAGUUUUCCCUUUAAAUUAACUAUUUACUCUGGCAUUUGGGUUUGUUCUACGUUGGUGAGAAGUUUCUUCUUCGACAUGAUAAAAUAUAUAUUCGGUCUCUGCUCUAUGUUAACUGAUAUUUGAUAAAAACCCUUCACAAUUUCAGGUAUUGCGUUCUCCUGCAACAUAUUUUCAGUUCAGUGCUUUGCAACUGAUUAUGAUCAUAUUUUCAUCUUGGUUUUGAGCAUCAAGGCUACAAUUUUGGUCCGUAUACUAGACGCGAAUUCGACUUAAUCUAUAAAGAUUUUCAGUGUUUUCAGAUGUCCACCGUAACAGAUGACGAAAUCAUAAAGAGAAGACUUUUAAUCGAAGGCGAAAGUGGAAAUGAUGAUCGCAGAAUUACUCUAUUGCUGAAAAAUUAUCUUCGAUGGGUAGCUUCUGAUGAUGUUGGUGAAGACGGCUACGAAGCCUAUCAAGCCCUUAUAGCUAGUGUUUACCAGUGUGAAAACGCCAUGGAACAGUCGUCAUUAGUAAUAGCUAUGAACUACGAACAGCAAAAACAGUAUGAGGAUUUAUAUAAGGAGAUUGAAACGGCCAUUGAAAGUGCAAAAAAUCGCAUUCAGCAAUGUAAAGAAGAUCUGAGGUCCGCAAAAACCGUCAGGAAAAAUAGACGAGAGUAUGACAGUCUUGCCAAAGUUCUUUGUGAUCAUCCAGAGAGAGAUGAGACACUUGAGAAGUAUAAAAAAUUAAAAGCUACUUUAGAACGACUGGAGAAUUUAAAUGAGGAGUACGACCGAAAAAUUCAGCUUAGAAAAACUCAAUUCCACUUGUUUUUGGUUGCCCUGAAGGGCUUACAAAAAAUUGUCGAGGACGAUGAUUCGCUAUCUUCAGUCACAGAUGAUUUGGUGCAUACGCAGUCGUCAAAGUCUGUACACGAGGAGAUUUCUAUGAAAAUGGAUACAAAUUGAAGAAUAUAUAUGUAUUUAUAGUAGCCGUAAAAUUUUGCUUUUGUUCAUUGCGAGAAAUUGAUUGACCCCGCUUCGAUCUUAAUACGAUCUUUGUACGUACGUCUUGUAAAUAUAAAGUAUCACAUGUAAAUUUGUUGUGAGAUAUGGUCAAUAUAAACUUCUCGUUUGACAACAUAAAGUCGG
Messenger RNA from Schistosoma intercalatum, 1227 nucleotides. NCBI's taxonomy places the organism in Eukaryota, Metazoa, Platyhelminthes, Trematoda, Strigeidida, Schistosomatidae. The record is from the annotation of a GenBank genome assembly.